AUGUUUUCAUCAUCAAGCCAUCCAACCUUAGGAGAUCUUUAUUUAAUAUUUACCACAAUUAAUAGAUCUCUUGAAGAAAUUAUAAAUAAUACGAUUGAAGAAACUACACCAAAACUCAUCACUAUAGCUAUGUCAAUCAAACUUGACGAGUAUUGGCAAAAAUUAGAUCAAUCAUCCUUUAUGAUUGCUCUACUUGAUCCAAACAUUAAGCUUUCCUUAUAUGACUUAGGAAAACAACAUAAAGCUCAACAAUAUAUAGAAAAUCUUUAUUCAAAAUAUAUUAUCUCUAAUGCUAGUUCAUUAUUUCAAACAGAUACCUUAAAAUUAACUUCAUGUGAUUAUUUUAAAAAAGCAUUUAGAGGUCCAUUUAAUUCUCCUGGUAUAACAAGUGAAUUACGAAAUUAUUAG
Molecule: messenger RNA, 408 nt
Organism: Dentiscutata heterogama
Lineage: Eukaryota; Fungi; Glomeromycota; Glomeromycetes; Diversisporales; Gigasporaceae
Source: the annotation of a GenBank genome assembly